Molecule: messenger RNA, 1762 nt
Organism: Aegilops tauschii subsp. strangulata
Lineage: Eukaryota; Viridiplantae; Streptophyta; Magnoliopsida; Poales; Poaceae
Product: cytochrome P450 89A2
Cellular component (GO): membrane
Molecular function (GO): oxidoreductase activity, acting on paired donors, with incorporation or reduction of molecular oxygen, NAD(P)H as one donor, and incorporation of one atom of oxygen; heme binding; iron ion binding
Source: RefSeq, a predicted model, not a curated record
CACAGUUACACACACACACACCCGCACGACACACACGUAAACCAACACGCAGGAGUCUCCAACAAUGGAGCUCAUUGUGCUCCUUGUCCUUUUUCUCUUGGGCUUGAUCGUACUGAUCAGGCGGCGUAGCUACACCUACACUACUAGUACCAGACGUGCCCGUGCUCCAGCUGCUGUGGUGAUCGAGAAGAUCGCCGAUCAUGCCGUCGCCCACCGUGCGCUCGUCGAGAACGCCGACGACUUCUCGGACCGCCCGGUGGCGCCCUUUCUGGUCUUCCUGGAGAAGAGACACGGCCAGUACGGCGACGGCCUAGCCUCCGCGCCGUACGGCCCUCUCUGGCGUGCUUUCCGGUGCAACAUCACCUCCGAUACCCUCCACCCGUCGCGCCUCGGGCACGUCACGCCGCUGCAGCGGGAGGCCAUCCAUGGCCUCGUCGCCAAUUUGGGGAAGGAACUGCCGGUGGUCGCCGUAGUCCGCGAGCACCUCUACCCUUCCAUCUUCUCGGUACUCGCGCGCCUGUGCUUCGGCGACGGCGUGGACGAGGGGCAUGUGCGCGCCAUGGGCUGCUUGAUACGGGAGUUCCAGCAGGUCGCCGUGGGAGAGGCUCGGGCCUCCCCUGGCACCAUGUUGGCCAAGCUCGCGGAGUGGAGACGAUUGCGCCGGCUCUUGGCCAUACACGGCCGGUUGGGCGAGCUGUACCUCCCUCUUGUCGACGCACGGCGGGAGUCUCGACCGACAUGCGACGGUGGCGGCCGUCGUCCAUACGUCGACUCGCUCAUCGACCUACGCGUCCCCGACGGAGGCAAGGGUGACGGUGCCGGCCGGCGCGCAGUCAGGGACGACGAGUUCGUGAACCUGCUGUCAGAGUUUCUGGGCGCUGGCACGGGGACGGUGAUGGCAAGCCUGGAAUGGACCCUCGCCCACCUGGUAAACGACCAGGAGAUCCAGAAAAAGCUUCGGGACGAGGUCGACGGCGCCGGCGGGGCCGUGAUCUCCAGCUCCAGCAGCAGGAGCCUCAUGCGUGGCAUGCCGUAUCUGAACGCGGUCGUGCUCGAGACCCUCCGCUUGCAUCCACAGGUGCCCUUCGUCCAGCGCCACGUCCAUGCCGACGCGGCCGAGGUGCUCGGAGUCGGAGGAAAAACCAGCGGUUUCAUUGCACAGUUCACGGUUGGAGACAUGGGAAGGGACGGCAAGACGUGGACGGACCCCGACGAGUUCCGGCCAGAGCGGUUCCUUCCCGGCGGUGAGGCAGAGGACGUCGGCCCUUUGCCGGGGACCAAGGAAAUAAGGAUGAUGCCUUUCGGCGCCGGGCAUAGGUUCUGCCCGGGCGUGGGUCUGGCCAUGAUGAACAUCAAGUGCUUCCUGGCUGCGCUUGUGCAUGAGUUCGAAUGGGCGCCGCCGACGGAGGGCUGUGCCGGCGUCGACCUGACGGAGCUCAACACCUUCAUCAAGGCGAUGAAGAAGCCACUUUCCGCACGUCUCACGCGACGCACUUAAUCCUCGGCGUCUGGUGUUUGUCGUCUACUUUGGCCACGUUGGGAUGCAUGCAUGGCGGCAGCCGUGGCCUUUCUUCUUCCAGUGUGGUGUGUGUCUGUGUCAUGGGCGACUCCGUGCCGGCCAUCAUGCCGACUGACGAGCUUGUGGUGGCCAACUCGCCUCUAGUGUAUACCUGUGCACGUCAUGAUAUUGUUCUGUGCUUGCUAUCUUGUGUAGUUGAUGUAACGGUGUUUCUGGCAUAUAAUUAAGUAAAUGUUCCACAUA